AUGUCUGUCUUCCAGUGGUCUCGGGCCGUGAACAAGAGCGCGUCUUCCAAAAGUUCAGAACUUGGCGAUCUCGAGGAAAGUGCUUACCGCGGUGCUAGAGAGAUUCGUCCAUAUAUCAAGACAGGCAUCCUAGCGGCAUGCCUCUCUGCCGCUGUGCUGUUUACUUGGUUAUCGACAGGAGGAAGUGGCCUGGACGCUAUAGCUGGACCGUUAUGCCCUCAGGUGUCACCGCUAUACCCGCAUGCCCAGAGGGAAUUAUGGGAAGACCUAUCGAGGACGUUCGCAUCGGCUGCCUUUCUCGACAAAAUUGUCCAUCUGCUGAGUGGCGCAGUCCAAAUUCCGACAGAGGUCUACGAUGAAAUGGGUCCUAUUGGCGAGGACACACGCUGGGAGGUCUUUUCUGAUCUUCAUGAUUACCUUCGAGAAGCUUUCCCCCGAGUUCAUGCCUCUCUGGAGUUGACUAAAGUCAACACCUACGGCCUUGUUUAUGUUUGGAAGGGAUCGGAUGAUUCUCUCAAGCCCCUUCUAUUGACCGUACAUCAAGAUGUUGUGCCUGUAAAUGCAGAGACGUACGAUCAAUGGGUUUAUCCGCCAUUCUCAGGAUUUUAUGACGGCGGGUGCAGAACGUAUGUAUGGGGGAGGGGAAGUUUAGACAGCAAAAGUGGUUUGAUCGGUAUCCUGACCUCUAUAGAGCUGAUGCUUGAGAGCGGUUUUAAACCGAGGAGAGAAGUCACCCUCGCUUUUGGAUUCGACGAGGAGGCAGGUGGCAAGAAUGGAGCGCAUGAAAUUGAGGCGUAUCUUCUUGCAACGUACGGAGAGAAUGCGUUUGCAAUGCUAGUUGACGAAGGCGGUGUCAUUGAGGAAGCGUAUGGUCGUGCCUUUGCUCUUCCUGGGAUCGCUGAGAAGGGGUACUUGAACGUACGAGUUGAUGUAGCGGCACCAGGGGGCCACUCAAGCGUACCACCCGCGCACACGACGAUUGGCAUGCUCGCGCAGCUUCUUGUGCAAUAUGAAAACCACCCACCUGAAGUACGGCUUUCUCGUGCAUCACCCAUGUACCAGCACGCGCAAUGCCUUGCAGUCCACGCUCCUGGUCUUUCUUCGACUCUCCGGGAGGUGAUCAAGAGGUCUGUUACGUCGGACAAGGCAUUGGCCCUCGCGGAGAAGCAGCUCUUCCAGGAUCCUGUUUUCAAAGCACUGGUCUCCACGACCCAAGCCGUCGAUAUAAUCGGCGGUGGCGUCAAGUCGAACGCACUCCCGGAAAAUGCGAUGGCUAUCAUCAAUCAUCGCAUUGCCACUGAUAGUUCCGUUGCCGCAGUGCAGGAGCAUAGUAGCAAAAUCUUGAAACCUUUAGCUGCAGCGUUCAAUCUUUCGUUCACGGCGUUCGGGUCUAACAUCACAAGUGAUGCACCUGCAUCUGGGUCUCUGACGCUUAGCGACGCCUGGGACUCUGCACUUGAGCCGGCGCCUAUCACCCCUACUGGCGAGGACUCUGUACCGUUUCAGUUGCUCUCUGGAUCGAUAAAGGCGACGUACGAAUCGCAUCGACCUCUGUCUAGCUCUAAAGACGGCAUUGCAGUUAUCCCGAGCCUUGUAUCUGGCAACACUGAUACGCGAUCCUAUUGGAAGCUCACACCAUAUAUUUUCCGUUACACGCAUUACAGGGAAAGCCCCAUGUCUCUCCCAGCGCAUACUAUCAAUGAAGGGUGCGAGGUCGAAAACCUCGUCGAGAUGGUCAGGUUCUUCUCAACGCUCAUCUUGAACGCAGACGAAACCGCUCUGUAA
This is a messenger RNA of Fibroporia radiculosa, 1785 nucleotides long. RefSeq lists its product as uncharacterized. The transcript is spliced from 12 exons. The record is from RefSeq and is a predicted model, not a curated record. Gene Ontology annotation, cellular component: fungal-type vacuole lumen. NCBI's taxonomy places the organism in Eukaryota, Fungi, Basidiomycota, Agaricomycetes, Polyporales, Fibroporiaceae. Bases 1 to 1785 code for a protein of 594 amino acids. Gene Ontology annotation, molecular function: metallocarboxypeptidase activity.